AUGCCACAGCUAACGGCGACGCGAAUUGCGGAGCGACUUGCGGCGCGAAGAGCGUCGCGCGGCAUGCGGCGGCGACGGGCGGCGCGGUGUGCGAGUGAAACAAAUGCACUCGGGAGUAUCGAGCCGGCCACAGCCAGAGCGGCGUAUGCAGCGACAGCGAGGGGACAUGACAGUUUAAAGAAAAAAUGGAAGAACCUAAAAGACGGCUACCGGAAAGAACUCAAAAAAGUACCUAUGUUAAGGUCUGGAGAUGAAGGUUCAGAUUAUAAGUCUCAGUGGAAGUAUUUUGAACAAUUAUCAUUUUUGAAAGACGAAUAUUUGCCCACCGUGGGAGAGACUAACUUAAUAGAUGAAGAUACAUCAACUCAAGAUCUAACAGAAGAAUUGUCGUCGUCACUCUUCGAAUCACCGCCGCCGCCGCCUCCGCCGUCGGUUUCACCAGUGCCAUCAACUCCCACCUCCCCGCCACAGCAACCGCCAACUCCACAAUCAUCAGGACUUCAGGUACAGAUUAAUGCUACCACCUCAAGAGAAAAUGAAACACAAAACUCCUCCCGAAAGCGAUUGAAAACCACUGAAAUCCGUGCUGAGUAUUUAGAAAUAGAGAGAAAAAAAUUGAAGUUAUUGGAAGCUGACUUAGCAGUUGGUAAAGAAAAAGACAUUCCCAGUCUAGCUGUGGCAUACCACCGCAAAUCACAACGCCCGCCGCGCCUCUCGCCUCACCGCGCCCCGCACCGCCAGAAACUGUGCCCAGGCCGUAACGGCGACGCGAAUUGCGGAGCGACCUGCGGCGCGGAGAGCGUCGCGCGGCAUGCGGCGGCGACGGGCGGCGCGGUGUGCGAGUGA
Messenger RNA from Spodoptera exigua (beet armyworm), 846 nucleotides. Lineage: Eukaryota; Metazoa; Arthropoda; Insecta; Lepidoptera; Noctuidae. The record is from the annotation of a GenBank genome assembly.